GCGUGGAUUCACUCGCAGAGCCACCGUAGGGUGCUUCUGCGCCAAUGGCAGUGCGCAGUGGAGCACGUGGGGACGCGCAGUCGCCACUGCUGCCCCUUCCUCGUUGACAGUAGCGGCUCAACCAGGGGGCGGGAAACAACAGCAACAACAAUAGGAGCAGCAGCAACAACAAUAGGAGCAACAACAACAACAGCAACAACAACAACAGCAGCAGCGGCCUCCGGCCAUGGCCAGCUCACGCGGGGAGGUAGUCACCCUGCAGUUGGGCCACUACGCAGGCUUUGUGGGCGCGCACUGGUGGAACAGCCAGUCGGCCGCGUUCAACUCCGACCCUCGGCUGUCGAUUGCCGCCCAGGAGGUGAACUCGGAUGUUCUGUUCCGAGAGGGCGUCACGCUCCAGGGCGAGCCGACCUACACGCCCCGGCUCGUCCUCAUGGACCUCAAAGGCAACUUAAGCUCCUUGAGGCAACAGGGCGUGCUGUACGAGCACCCAGACCAGAACACCUCCACGUGGAGCGGCAAGGUCUCGGUGCACAGGACGGAUCCCGCAAGCAGGAACGCGUUCCUGCAGGACCUUGAUGUCAUCGAGGAGGAGUGGGAGAAGCGGACGAGAGCCAGCUGCUCUAAUGCGCCCAAACCGGAGACUAAAAAUGCCCCGGCGGGUAGCGCAGAGCCGCCGGCGCAGAAGGUGUACCACCUGGAGGAGGGCGUCGAGGUCUGGUCCGACUUCCUGCGACUGCACCUCCACCCGCGCUCCGUCUCGCUCAUCAAUGACCACACCAGCGAUGGGGACGUGGACCGCUUCGACGUGUUCGGCCUGGGCGACUCGCUGCUGCUGCGCUCGCCCCCCGUGGCGGACGACCUGGAGGACCGGCUGCACUUUUUCACGGAGGAGUGCGACUCGCUGCAGGGCUUCCAGCUGCUGUGCGACCUCCACGACGGAUUCUCGGGGCUGGGAGCGCGCGCCGUCGAGCGUCUGCGCGACGAGUACGGCACCAAGGGCGUCCUCGUCUGGGGGCUCGUGCCGCCGGCCCCGCCCGCGCUGAGCCCGCUGAGGAGCGUCUACCGGCUGGUGAACUACGCGCUGGGCAUGGCUCGCCUCGUGGACACCGCCUCCGUGCUGCUCCCGCUGUCCGUGAGCUCGGUGCUGAGCCGUCGGCCUUCGCCGCCCGUCGUCUUCCCCGACCUGCACUACGACGCUGAGCUGCACUACCACAGCAGCGCGGUGCUGGCGGCGGCGGUGGGCACGAGCAGCCUGCCGUACCGCACGCACUCGCGCCUCACGUCGCUCUCCGAGUUCGCCGACUCGCUCAGCGGCGGCGGCCGCAAGGUGGCGAUGACUUCGCUGGCGCUGCCGUUCCCACUGCACGCCGGAGAGAGCCUCCCCGACGCCUUGCGGGCGCUGGGCGCCGCCCCGCCCUGGUGCUCGCUCGCACCAGGCACGGCGCCGGUGGCCUCGGCCUCGGCGCCCGCGCCGUGCUGCUUCGCCCAGUCCGUGGUGCUGCGUGGGGUGCCCGCCGCGCGGCACACCGCCGGCUCGCAGCGAGGGAGCACGAAGGACUCGCCGCUGUACAGGUGCUCGACGGGGCAAGACGUGAUGUCCGCUUACCUGCACGGGUUGUACCCCCACGCGCCCAGCGCCGUGCAGCUGCUGCAGGCUCCGAUGAGCGCCGCCGCUCCGUUCCCCGACAUCUUCGCUCCGACUGUGGACAGGAGCGGCUACCUCACCGACAGCAGGAGGAAGAUGGAGGAAGCCGUGUCGAGCGUCCCCGUGCUGACGGCCACGCAGUCCGGGACGGCGCUGCGCACGUCGCUGCUGGCGCUGUGCCGGGAGCUGGCCCUCGUGGACGAGCGCCGCCUGCCGGGGCUGCUGGCGGCCGGCACGGAGCCCGGCGAGUUGCCGGAGGCGCUGCACGGCCUGCGCUCGCUCGCCGACGCCUACCACUCGGGGUGCGGUCACGAGCAGAACAGCGACGACGACGACGACAGUUGAGGACCAUGGCGGCGGCGGCGGCGGCGGCGUCGCUGAUUCGUUCGUCCGGUGGAAUUCCUCUCAUCCGCUGUGCACUUAACCGUGGUUUUGGGGGGUGGUGAGGGGGGGGUUUAGAGGGCUCCGGUUCUCUAUCCGCCGGCGCGCGCGUUGCGUCUCCUGCAAGGCAGGCGAUGUCAACGUUUAUGCAGGGAAGCCUGGCUGAAUGCGGUGCAGAAUCGUUUGUCUGCUUGGAUACAUACUCGUAUCUGUCAUAGAAACGUGGAAUUCCCACCAAUGUCUCUGGACAAUUUGGUUCACGACCGCUUAAUCUAUUAUAUUGCCCAUAAUAGAGGUUUUUGGGUUAGAUCGCGUAAAUAUAUAAAUGUGUCGUUAAAACCCACCACCACCCGACACAGCCAACUAGUAAGGGCUGUCACGUAAACAGAACGUGGCCAAUUCGUCACUAGUACAGCACACCGGUGUGUUGGAGAGCCAAGCCACAACAUUUACAAUCUGAGUAAGAUGUUUCGCCAGUAAUUAUAACUAGCUUCAUCAGGCGACAGCCAGAUUUGUGGAGUAGUCAAAACUGUUUCGUUGCUUAUAUCGAGGCGUAGAUGUGGUGAUCACCUUUCUGCGCUCUUGCACAACCUGAGGAAUUCUGGUUGUCCCCAAGAAGCCUCACCCCAACUAUCCCCGCCCACCCCUAUCCUGGCCCCUCCCACUGCUUCCCUGGCCCUGCCCACUACUACCCUAGCCCCGCCCACUCUUACCCUAGCCUCGCCCAAUCCUUCCCUGGCCCCGCCCACUUCUUCCCUGGCACCCGUCACAAUAAUGUGGAAUUUCAACCACUGCAUCAUUUAUGUACUAUCUCGUCUACAUUGUCAAUGUCGGUCGCAUCUUCUAUCUUGUUUGUUCCAUAAGCCUCAAUGUACGCGAGCAAUAUAAUUUAAAAAUAUACAUUGUUUUGUUCUAUUUAUAUCAAUUAUAGGUAGGUAACUCAUUCUUGCGUGCAUAUCGGGAGCAACAAAUAAUCGGUCUUGAGUCGACGAAUCGAUGCGGGGCGUUAAAUACCCAGCAGUUGGUGGCAGCCCAAGAUGGCAGCCGGCGGUCACAUGACCGUGUAAAAAGACGAUAUGUUUAUAGGUCUCGGCCUUUUGCGCACGAACCCCAGGUCAGGCACUUGGGUUCCCCUCGUGGCGGCAGAGGUGUGAAGGUGAAUGUUUGAACACGAUUGUGUUGGUACGGUUGUCCUUUCAAAACGGGGUUCUACGUCACGCGGGACACACGUACACAAGGUGGCGUGUGUCAGGUGGGGGCAGUGGCAGCACUUGUUGCCUGACAGCAAAAAGGACCAAAGUUCGAUUUCCAACUUGGGAUGCCCUUUCUCCGUUUAGUUUUUAUGUUCUCCACCUGUUCUGCAUGGGCUUCAGAAUCAGAAUAUUUAUCCUCGGGAAAUCCGAUGAGCUGUGAAGCUAUUUUUCACAUGUGGUCCUGCAGGUUCCUCCCCCUAGACAAAAAAAAAGCACGCAAUUUAAUUUCUUCCGGACAAACAUCCCUCCUGAAAAAGAGACUCGCAUCAGGCCAUUGGGGCAGAUGGUGUUCAUGAUGAUCCACUGGUGGAGAGCGCGGCGCACGAGGGGGGGGGGUGGUGUGGCCAGCCCCACGCCCCGGCCACCUUUGUCUUUCCGGCACCGAUAUAUACGCGCGCGCGUAUAUAUAUCAGAGGGCCUCGUUGAGACUCGCAAACGCACGAGAAAACCGUCUCCCGUCUUGAUUGAAACGGGUUGGCUCCACGUCGCGUGGCACACUACUCCGCACGCCGGCCCCAUCGUCAGGCGGGCGCAGCGUGGGGCAAACCUGGUUUUGUGUCUGGACGCGGCAGAUCGGCAGAGACGCGGCAAGGGGGACCCGCCGUGCUGCCUCGAGCGUAACCGGGAGUUGUAGAAACCCCCGGUUUGAUCGAUUGGGGACGGCGACACAAAAGUGGAACAUCGGGCCCCCCAGCAACAAAUCUAGAACUUUUAUCUUUGUUAAGCCCCCCCACCUCCACCCUCCCACCAAAAAAAUUUGCAAACGCUAGUUGGCAUCCCCUCCAUGACAAAAUUGUGCACGAUUGCUUGGCGAUGUAUCCCCCACCCCCGUUGCGAGCGACUUGACCCCUUGCGUUUUGAGCUUUUUUCGGUCGUGUUUCCACGUGCAGUCCUAACACUCGAUGCUAUUUAUCGAUUAUUCUGACAGCCGUCGAUAGUUUAGCCUUUAGACUGCUGCUCGGUGCAAAACGCGGUCUCGAGGAGCAGGGUUGGUAUCGUUUGAAUCUUGCACAUUGGUUACACGUCGUAUGGCGGUGGUGGUGGUUGGGACGAUGGUGGAGGUGGUGAUGUCAUGGGUGGUGGUGGGGAUGGUGGUGAUGGUAGUGAUGGUGGUCGUGGUGGUGAUGGUGAUGGCGAUGGUCGUGGUGGUGGCGACGUGGCACACCAGGCUGGACAGCCGAGAGUCCUUCACGUUCCGGCUCUGAAUCGUCGAUCCGUGGAACAUCGCGGGAACAUUUCAAGAACAACAAAGUGUUUUAUUCAAAGCCAGUUUUGCACGUAUACUGUAUAUUUACUGUAUAUUUACUUCACAACGCAUCAAUGUCCCUGCUUUUUGCUGUGUGUUAACUCGGAAUAAUAAAGUUUUAAUUGCAGUGAA
Messenger RNA from Petromyzon marinus (sea lamprey), 4660 nucleotides. RefSeq names its product misato mitochondrial distribution and morphology regulator 1 (gene MSTO1). Gene Ontology annotation, cellular component: cytoplasm; mitochondrion. Gene Ontology annotation, biological process: mitochondrion organization. NCBI's taxonomy places the organism in Eukaryota, Metazoa, Chordata, Hyperoartia, Petromyzontiformes, Petromyzontidae. The record is from RefSeq and is a predicted model, not a curated record.